UCGGGGGUUUAGGGCUGAGGGAUUAGUCUGGGCCCGGCUUCUGUGGCCACCGCCAGGGGCCGCCUCUACGGCCUGGCUCUGGCGGCCCCCGCGCUCCGGGCCCUGGUUCCCACGGAGGGUGACCGGUGGGAAGGAGUUCUUCAGCGGCCCCGCCCGUGGGGCACAGGAGAGGCCGCAGACCCGGCAGCCUGAUCUUCCUGGGCGAGAGGCCUCCGAGCUGCGGCCUGGGGGGCGAGCACGCUGAAAGGCCGAAGGACCCGCCUGGACCUGUUCUCAACGACACCACUUCCAUUUUGAUGAUGAGGUGCUGCUGUGCACACCCAGCUACAUAGCUUGUGGGUCAGACAAUACCGGGUUCCUGAGGAGCUCAGGAAGUAGUUGAUGUGCUCAGUGUGUGUGAAGCCUGCGGCCGCGCAAGUCCCCUCUUUGGUGUGUGUGCAGAAGAUCCUGUGCCUGUGUCACGCAGAAGACAGGUACAAGGAUGUUCACAGCAGCGUUAAACGCCUCAAACUGGACGCAACACAAAAGUCCAUCGGUUGACGUGGAAGUGGUGGAGAGCGAGGCUGUGUCUGUAGUGCAGCACUGGCUGAAGAAGACUGAAGAAGAGGCUUCCAAGGACAUAAAGGAGAAGAUGUCCGCCAGCUGCCCUCCUGCGCACGGCCAAGAUGUGCACGUGACCAGAGAUGUGGUGAAGCACCACCUCUCAAAGUCUGAUUUGUUAAAAAGCCAGAGUCAGGAGGUCCUGGAGGAAAGAACAAGGAUCCAGUUCAUAAGAUGGAGCCACACCCGCAUCUUCCAAGUGCCCAGUGAGGUGAGAAAUGACGUCAUGCGAGAUCGGAUAGAGCAGGUGAGACGCAGCCUGUGCCAUCUUACGGAUGAGACAUCUCAGGAGCUUCAUGACAGAAAUUCCUGUUCAGACUGCUGAGAGCGACAGGUUGAUGUCCUUCAGGGUCAAGGGGCAGCCUGUGUUGGAAGGACGUCCACCCCUCCUUGACCCGAGGAGCAACCACCCUGGGCAGAGAGAAUCCAGCGGGCGAGCCCUUCCUUGUGACAGUGGCAGCACUGGAGUCUUCCUGCUGAACUGCUGAUAAAGAGACACUAUUUAACCACCA
Molecule: messenger RNA, 1112 nt
Organism: Vicugna pacos (alpaca)
Lineage: Eukaryota; Metazoa; Chordata; Mammalia; Artiodactyla; Camelidae
Source: RefSeq, a predicted model, not a curated record